Rotaria sp. Silwood1 is the source of this 255-nucleotide messenger RNA. The record is from the annotation of a GenBank genome assembly. NCBI's taxonomy places the organism in Eukaryota, Metazoa, Rotifera, Eurotatoria, Philodinida, Philodinidae.
AUGACUGUACUUAAUGCUAUUAUUCAACAUAAAAUAGAAACAGAAAUUCAAGCUGUUUAUGCUAUUCAAUAUUUUAUUAAUAAACUUGAACAUCCACCAAAACUGACUCUACUACUAUUCGAUAUAUUCUAUGAUGAAGAAUGUGUCAGUGAAAAUGCUUUUUUUUUUCAAUGGCUUAAACAUCCAGAUCAAUCUGACAUUGAAGGACAUGCGAUUAUUGAAAUGUCAACAAAAGAUUUUUUUUUCGUUGGUUAG